AAAACCUCUGCUCCCCCUCCAGGUCUUGGCAGUAGGGAGAGGCAACGCUGAGCACCUCAGCUCUGGACCAUGAGCUGGCUCUGCUACUGGGGAUGCCAGGGCUGAAGGCUCCAACCCUCGGGGAAGGAAGAUGCUCCAGACCAGCAACUACAGCCUGGUGCUGUUCCUGCAGUUCCUCCUGCUUUUCUACGACCUUUUUGUCAACUCCUUCUCGGAGCUGCUCCGCACGGCCCCUGCCGUCCAGCUUGUCCUUUUCAUCAUUCAGGACAUCGCUAUUCUCUUCAACGUCAUCAUCAUCUUCCUCAUGUUCUUUAACACCUUCGUCUUCCAAGCUGGGCUGGUCAACCUUCUCUUCCACAAGUUCAAGGGGACCAUCCUCCUGUCGGCAGCCUACCUGGCGCUCAGCAUCUCCUUCCAUGUCUGGGUUAUGAACCUGCGGUGGCGAGAUUCCAGCCGCUUUGUCUGGACUGAAGGCCUGCAGACUCUUUUUGUUUUCCAGCGGCUGGCGGCUGUGCUCUACUGUUACUUCUACAAGAGGACAGCGGUGCACCUGGGAGACCCCCUCUUCUACCAGGACUCUCUCUGGCUGCGCAAGGAGUUCGCACAGUUCCGCGGCUGAUGGCUCCCCUCGGGCUCUGGGCGAUCCACCGUCUCUCUGCACCUCAUGGGCCUCCUUGGGGACAGCUCCGGUUCAGCCAUCUUCCUCCUCUUCCUCCUGGAGACCAGCCCUUCCACCGGUGCUGGCACAGCUCAUGCAGAUGCCAGGAGUCGGUGGGAGGUUUGCGGUGCGUCUGGGCACUGCCACCCCCGCUGGGACUUGAGUGGUUUUGUAAAGACUAAAGAAAUAAAUGGGCUGCAUUUUCCAGAGGUUG
Athene cunicularia (burrowing owl) is the source of this 872-nucleotide messenger RNA. RefSeq names its product transmembrane protein 138 (gene TMEM138). The transcript is spliced from 4 exons. NCBI's taxonomy places the organism in Eukaryota, Metazoa, Chordata, Aves, Strigiformes, Strigidae. Gene Ontology annotation, cellular component: cilium. The record is from RefSeq and is a predicted model, not a curated record. Bases 131 to 619 code for a protein of 162 amino acids.